AUGUCGACUACACGGGAGUUCACUCGCCAAGAAGUAGCCCUCCGAAAUGGCAAAGAUGGCAAUCCGACGUGGAUUAUCAUCCGGGACAUGGUGUACGAUGUAACGGAGUAUUUGGAUGAGCAUCCCGGUGGAGGAGAAUUAAUAACUGAGUUCGCUGGAAAAGAUGGCACUCGCGAUUUCGAUGAUUUCGGGCACUCUGGUGGGGCAAUGGAUCUGCUGAAGAAAUUUAAGAUCGGUGAACUGAACCUGUGUGAACGAGCCAAAUUUCAAAAGAAGGGAUCCGAAUGGACUCCGGAUGGCGCAUGUGUUUUGCCGCAGAAGAAACGAAGCAAGCGGCGAAUGUUCAUCUUUUGCGGCUGA
Sabethes cyaneus is the source of this 360-nucleotide messenger RNA. RefSeq names its product cytochrome b5-like. Bases 1 to 360 code for a protein of 119 amino acids. Gene Ontology annotation, cellular component: membrane; intracellular membrane-bounded organelle. Lineage: Eukaryota; Metazoa; Arthropoda; Insecta; Diptera; Culicidae. The transcript is spliced from 3 exons. The record is from RefSeq and is a predicted model, not a curated record. Gene Ontology annotation, molecular function: heme binding.